Molecule: messenger RNA, 195 nt
Organism: Hipposideros armiger (great roundleaf bat)
Lineage: Eukaryota; Metazoa; Chordata; Mammalia; Chiroptera; Hipposideridae
Product: keratin-associated protein 19-3-like
Exons: 1
Coding region: 1-195 (64 amino acids)
Source: RefSeq, a predicted model, not a curated record
AUGAGCUACUACGGCAGCUACUAUGGAGGCCUGGGCUAUGGCUAUGGCGGCUUCGGUGGCCUGGGCUAUGGCUAUGGCUGUGGCUAUGGAGGCUACGGCUAUGGCUGCUGCCGUCCCUCCUGUUAUGGAGGCUACGGCUAUGGCGUCUACCGCCCCUGUUGUUAUAGAGGGUAUGGAUUCUCUGGCUUCUAUUAA